AUGCCCUGGGUCCCGGCGUGGACCUGCCCCGCACCGCCAACGGCUCCCAGGUGCCGGCCGUCAGAGGCGAACCCGACGAGGAAGACCUACUGCACUUCGAGGUCGCCUACGAGGCGGCCGCCAACGAACUGCGUCUUCACGUGGACGUGUUGGCUCGCCCCGUGUACAGCCGCGGUGCGCCCGCGCCGAUCAACUUCGGCGCGCUGGGCGCCAUCGUGGGUCGCGAAGCUUACGCACGCGUUUGACCGAGAGGGUGCCCUGGUCGACGCCGUCGGCAAGCCCGACAUGUGGUGGUCUGUCGAAACGAAGAGGAAGUACGAGAUGCGCGAGCGCUGCUUCCUGGGCCAGCUGACGCGUCACGUGAACGACUCGACGACCGGCAAGCUCCUACGGCGCGUGGUGUCCGUCAGCUCGGGCCUGCGGCUCGCCUUCUUCGCGCACAAGGCCCACGAGCUGGAGAGCGGCAAGCACGAGACGCUGCGCGACAUGACCGCCAUGUCGGGCGACCAGCUGCUGUUCGCCAGCUUCUGCUACACGCACUGCCACAGCGUGGGCAAGCUGGGCGAGGUGCUCGACCUGCGCUUCGGUCGGCACACCCUCGGCGAGCUGCUCUGCAACGUGGCCGUCGCCAACAUGCUCGAGUUCUCCGAGGCAUUCGGGUGCUCCGACGACGCCAAGAUGACCGCCGCGGUCAAGUGCCGCAUCUGGUGACGAUGCCGCGGAGAAGCAGCGACGUCGGCGGCGUCGUGUCGCAGCCAUUGAGGUCCGCUGCUUUCGAGUCGGCGUGGCGACGCGAAACUAAUUUUAACUGUCCACAUCGCUCUUUCCCAUCUUCUCACGCAAAGUCGUCGACAUCUUCGUUUUCCGCUACUUCCACUGACGUCUAGUUUUUUUGUCCUUUCUAUAUUUCGCCCUUUAUUUGCUAUCAUGCGUUUAUUGUUUCGAUGAAAAUACGUCUUAUGACUGUGCA
Rhipicephalus microplus (southern cattle tick) is the source of this 970-nucleotide messenger RNA. RefSeq names its product neprilysin-1. Gene Ontology annotation, molecular function: metalloendopeptidase activity. Gene Ontology annotation, cellular component: plasma membrane. Lineage: Eukaryota; Metazoa; Arthropoda; Arachnida; Ixodida; Ixodidae. The record is from RefSeq and is a predicted model, not a curated record. Gene Ontology annotation, biological process: protein processing.